CCCUAAACAAAAGGCUGCCAUCAUCCUAAAGGAGAUAUUCAGCUGCGAGAGAGCCCGUCUGCUUGAUGCUAACUAAACAUGAGCUCCUAUUUUGUUAACCCUCUUUUUUCUAAAUACAAAGGCAGCGAGUCACUGGAACCCACUUACUACGACUGCAGGUUUCCACAAAGCGUUGCCCGCAGCCACACGCUAGUUUACGGACCCGGAGCAGCCGCACCGGGCUUUCAGCACCCGUCCCAUCAUGUGCAGGACUUUUUCCACCACGGGUCCACGGGGAUCUCCAAUCCCGGAUACCAACAAAACCCCUGCGCUUUGGCUUGCCACGGAGACGCAACGAAAUUUUAUGGCUACGAAACCCUUCCGAGGCAAACGCUUUAUGGUACCCAGCAAGACGCAAGCCUAGCGCAAUACCCAGACUGUAAAUCGUCGAGCAGCUCUAACCCCGGAGAAGGACAAGGCCACUUAAAUCAAAACUCCUCUCCCAGUCUUAUGUUUCCUUGGAUGAGACCCCACGCCCCAGGCAGACGGAAUGGGAGGCAAACCUACAGUCGCUACCAAACUCUUGAAUUGGAGAAGGAGUUUCUCUUCAACCCUUACCUGACCCGUAAGAGGAGGAUCGAGGUAUCCCACGCCCUGAGCCUGACCGAGCGGCAGGUGAAGAUUUGGUUUCAGAACAGAAGGAUGAAAUGGAAAAAAGAGAACAACAAAGACAAGUUUCCGGGUCAGAGAGGAGAAGCUGAAGCCGAGGCUGAGGCUGAGGAAGAGGGCAACGAGGACGGUGAAGGGGAAGAGGCAGAAGAGAAAGAAGCGGAAGAGAAAGAAGAGAGCAAGGAGUGAUUUUUAUGGUCCUUUUUUAUGGUUAUAUGGCUGAAAAAAGAGGAAAAAAAAGGAGAGAGGUCCUAUAAACAGAGGAAGAGUCACAAGGAGGCAAAGAGCGUCAACUUUAUGACCACCCUUCCAUUUUGUCAAGAGGGAACAGGAAUCCCACCAAUAUUGCUGUCACAAAUAGACAAAAUUCUCCCUUCCCUCGAUUGUUCUAUGAUUGCCAUUUGGAUAAGUUACACACGCUUGUAAACAUUUUUGUUAUAGAACUCUCACACUUACACAGAAAGGGUAAAUUAAAACGCAUGUUAUGGAAAAUGGCGUAGCUGUUUUUCUUCUCUUCACUUUUUUAUUUUUUAUUUUUAUUUUUUUUUUUUUUGGUUUUAACAAAUUUGCUUUCUGUAUGAAACGCGUAGCCAAAUAAUAUCAAAACAUGACCAACACCUGUGUUGUAAAUAGAUUCAAGCCUACAUUCAGGAAGAACACCUUUCCAGAUCGGCCUCUAAGAAACUGUAAACAAAACGUAGGCCUGUAACUUAGUAGUAAGUGUUCAAACAUCAUCGCCGCAGUUACAUUGGCUAACAGCCCAUGUAUAAACCACACCUUUUAUUAUUAGAGUUGUUACUGUUACUAUUUUACUUGUUUUAUGACCCCGACAAAAGUAGCCAUUAGCUCCUCAGAUAUCUUUUUUUCUAGGAUUACCAGGGAAAUGCAACCGUUUGAAAUCCUUUGAUGCUACCUAAACCUGGGGAAAUUGCAAUAGAGAUUUCUGAAUAUAGAGAUUUCAUAUGGUUUUAAUUUUAAAAUGUUCUAUAACAACCUUAUAUUAGUAAGUUAUGUGUGUAGCAUUUACCCAGUAUUCAAUAAACACUUGUUGAAGACAAUUUGUGAGUCUUGGGAAGACAAUUAGCUCAAAGCCAAGCAAACCAUUUUGAGAUUGUACCACGCACUACCUAAACUCAGAGCUUUGGCCCUGCAGAGUUUAUAUUCCACAUGUGUGGCAUUGCUCUGAUUUAAUUGCAAGCUAUUUCCCCAACAACUAAAACUGCCUAUAACGCAUAUUUGCGUAUGAUAAUACCUGCUACAAUUACAACGAUUAUAAGGGAACUUUUAUUUCAAUGUGCUGGUGACAUAGCGUAGUUGUUUUGCACUGAAUAUAAUCUUUAUGUACGUCUUGUUAUAUAUUGAUGUUAACAAUAUGCUCGUUUCCUGUUGUUAUUUCUGUGAAAAACGGAAUUGU
Molecule: messenger RNA, 2062 nt
Organism: Melanotaenia boesemani (Boeseman's rainbowfish)
Lineage: Eukaryota; Metazoa; Chordata; Actinopteri; Atheriniformes; Melanotaeniidae
Gene: hoxc8a
Product: homeobox C8a
Exons: 2
Coding region: 79-837 (252 amino acids)
Biological process (GO): regulation of transcription by RNA polymerase II
Cellular component (GO): nucleus
Molecular function (GO): DNA-binding transcription factor activity, RNA polymerase II-specific; RNA polymerase II transcription regulatory region sequence-specific DNA binding
Source: RefSeq, a predicted model, not a curated record